UCUGGAGCACAUUUCGCGGGUUGGAGUUUGGGGUGAGUUUUGAAUUUCUCCGAUGGCCACUCCCGUUUUCCGGUGGUCUGUUGUCUUCUUCUUCUUCCCUGUUCUUCUUUUUCUGGUGGUCUCCUCCGCUGCCGCAGCUUCAUCUUGGACUGUGAAGUAUCUGCCUGGAUUCCCAGGUCCUCUGCCAUUUGAGCUCGAAACUGGAUAUGUGGGAGUGGGCGAUUCGGAGGAAGUUCAGCAGUUUUAUUACUUUGUCAAGUCCCAAGGAAACCCCAAAACUGAUCCUCUGAUGACUUGGUUUACCGGCGGCCCUGGUUGCUCUGCUCUCUGUGGGCUUGCCUUUGAAGUUGGUCCUAUAAAUUUCAAGGUAGAGCCAUACAAUGGAAGCCUACCUCAACUAAUCUUGAAUCCUUUUACAUGGACCAAGAAAGCUAGUAUUCUCUUUAUAGAUUCGCCUGUGGGCACUGGAUUUUCGUAUAGUCGAACUCCACAAGGUUCUAAGAAAGGAGAUCUUGGACAAGUUCAACGAAAUCAUCAAUUUUUGAGAAAGUGGCUGCUAGAUCAUCCCCAAUUUUUAUCUAAUCCAUUUUAUGUUGGUGGAGACUCAUAUACUGGUAUUGUUGUUCCACCUCUUACGCUAGCAAUCUCGGAAGGAAAUAAAGAUGCUGUCCCAGUUAUAAACCUUCAGGGUUACAUAUUGGGAAAUCCAGUCACUGUACAAAAAACAAAUGAUAAUUCCAGGGUUCCAUAUGCUCAUAGAAUGAACCUCAUCCCCACUCAACUAUACGAGCUAUUGAGAAGCAAUUGCAAAGGAGAAUAUGAGAACAUUGAGGCAGAUAACAUAGAGUGCAUGAAACAUGUAGCAGCCUACAAAAAGUGUGUGAGCAGAAUCAAUCAAUGGUGUAUUACGUGCCCUUUUUGUGAGGAUGUUUCCUCAGCGCCAAAUGAUGAUAAAUUUGGACGGCGGAGAUCUCUCUUCAACUCCUCUGAAGAACAACUGCUGCUUGCUCCAAGAGUGUUGCCUCCGCCUCUUCUCUACUGUCAAGAGUAUAAAUACUUCCUUAGUUAUUACUGGGCUAACGAUUAUCGAGUCAGAAAAGCACUUCAUGUACGCGAGGGAACUAAAGGAGAAUGGACAAGAUGUCAGAGUCGUAAAGAUUAUCAAUACGAAAUUAAGAGCUCGGUUCCUUACCAUGCAAAACUCAGUUCGAAAGGAUAUCGAUCUUUGAUUUUUAGUGGAGAUCAUGAUCUGAUGGUGCCGGUUAUAAAUACAGCAGAGUGGAUCGAAUCUCUCAAUUAUCCUGUUGUUGAUAAUUGGAGAACUUGGCUUGGGAUGGAUGAUCAAAUAUUGGGGUAAUUUUUGUAUAUAUUAUUUGU
Molecule: messenger RNA, 1377 nt
Organism: Cucurbita pepo subsp. pepo (vegetable marrow)
Lineage: Eukaryota; Viridiplantae; Streptophyta; Magnoliopsida; Cucurbitales; Cucurbitaceae
Source: RefSeq, a predicted model, not a curated record